CUCGCGAGAAUACCUCAUUUCCUCCUCUUUUACUCCCUGCGUUCCAACAUGGCAGUCGGCAAGAAUAAGAGGCUGACCAAAGGCGGCAAAAAAGGGGCUAAGAAGAAGAUCGUCGAUCCUUUCUCAAAAAAGGACUGGUACGAUGUUAAAGCCCCGGCCAUGUUCAACAUCCGCAACCUGGGCAAGACUCUGGUCACCAGGACUCAGGGAACCAGAAUCGCCUCUGAUGGUCUGAAAGGCCGCGUGUUCGAGGUGAGUCUUGCUGACCUGCAGAACGAUGAGAUCGCCUUCCGCAAGUUCAAGCUCAUCACCGAGGACGUCCAGGGCAAGAACUGCCUGACCAACUUCCAUGGCAUGGACCUGACCCGUGACAAGAUGUGCUCCAUGGUCAAGAAGUGGCAGACAAUGAUCGAGGCCCAUGUGGACGUGAAGACCACAGACGGUUACCUGCUGCGCCUGUUCUGUGUGGGCUUCACCAAGAAACGCUCCAAUCAGAUCCGCAGGACGUCGUACGCCCAGCACCAGCAGGUCCGCCAGAUUCGCAAGAAGAUGAUGGAGAUCAUGACCCGUGAGGUUCAGACCAACGAUCUCAAGGAGGUGGUGAAUAAACUGAUCCCUGACAGUGUAGGGAAGGACAUUGAGAAAGCCUGCCAGUCCAUUUACCCCCUGUACGACGUCUUCGUCAGGAAGGUCAAGAUGCUCAAGAAACCCAAGUUUGAGUUGGGGAAGCUGAUGGAGCUGCAUGGUGAAGGUGGAAGCAGCAGCUCUUCUAAACCAGCAGAAGGUGACACUGGGGCAAAGGUGGAGAGAGCAGAUGGAUACGAACCCCCUGUCCAGGAGUCCGUGUAAAACACUCAUGCUCAUAGACCUGUCCAAUAAAGUUUGGAAAAAUCAACAAA
Neoarius graeffei (lesser salmon catfish) is the source of this 899-nucleotide messenger RNA. It is a transcript of the gene rps3a, whose product is annotated as ribosomal protein S3A. The transcript is spliced from 6 exons. NCBI's taxonomy places the organism in Eukaryota, Metazoa, Chordata, Actinopteri, Siluriformes, Ariidae. Bases 49 to 849 code for a protein of 266 amino acids. Gene Ontology annotation, molecular function: structural constituent of ribosome. Gene Ontology annotation, biological process: translation. Gene Ontology annotation, cellular component: cytosol; ribosome. The record is from RefSeq and is a predicted model, not a curated record.